AUGGUUAACUUUUGCAGGGAAGAUAAAUUACUUAUAGAAUAUAGUGAGCUUAGAUGUAUAUGUUUUUUUUAUAUUUUUUUAUUAUUAUGUUUUUUUAUUUGGAUUCUACAUAAGAGAUGGGCUCGGAAUAAUAUUGAAAAAAGACACAAGUUAAAAAAUUAUGAAGCAAUUUUUAAAAGUGAAAAUGUAGAAUUUUUUAAUUACAUCUAUGAGACUAACGAUCCAAAUGAAGUUGUAGUAAAACAAGAAGGAUAUAAACAUUGUUAUAUUGGAUUCUUACUAAAAAAAAUAUCAAUAUUUUUAUAUAUAUGUACACAUAUAAUUAUAAUUAUUUUAAUAUCUAAUGAAUAUUGUAUCAAAGUAAAUAAUGAAGUAUUAUGGAAUGGUAGAGCUUUUGAAUUUUUUGUUUUUUUUUUAUUAAGUUUUAUUAUAACAUAUGGUAUAUUAAUAAUUAGAAAACAUAUACAAGGAUUAUUUUUAAAACCAGCUCUAUUAAAAGAUAGUGAUUAUAUUAUUGUUUAUACAUUGAAUGAAGAUUACACCAAUUUUUACAACUCUCAAUAUUCUAAAAAAUGUACAAAGUAUUUUAAAAAAUCUAUAUCAUAUAUAAACUAUUGGAUACACAUAUUUUCAAAAAAAAAAAAUAUACUUAUUAAAAAAUGGAAUCUUCAAAAAUAUGCUAUCCCAUAUUUACAAAUUUUUUGUGACUGCUUAGAUUUUACUCAAACUUAUAUUUCCUUACCAACUUUUUUAGAAAAUAUAAUUCAAAACAUCAAAGAAUAUAUUAAACAAUCUGAAGAAUCAUAUACAAAUAAAAAUACACACUCCUUUCACGAUACAAAAAAAAAACCUCAUAAUUUUUAUGAAAACUCAUUAUUUAAUGAAGAUAAUGUAGAUCCAUUGCCAAAUACAGAACCAAGAAAUAGUAUCAACCAUAUUGGAACCUCUCAAAAUAUAUUAGACCAAAUAAAACGUAAAAAAAAACAAAAUGAUGACAACAAAUCAGUGUGUGGAAAUUUCUCAAACAAUUCAGAUUACGAAGAUGAUGACACUCCAAAAACAAAAUUUAAAUUACAUAAAGUACAAGUUAAAACAAAUGAAAAAAAUGUAAAAUACUUUUUUUUUAGAAGCAUGAAAUAUUUAUAUAAUGAAGAAAAAGAUGCAUUUAUUAAUAUAUCUUAUAGUAUUGAAGAAAAAGUUAACAAUUUUAAUUUUAAUUAUAUUUUAAAAAAAGGUGGAUUAAAUAAUAAUGAAAUUAUAAAUAAUAUAAAUCAAUAUGGAUAUAAUAAUAUACAUUUAGAAGUAAAUUCAUUUUUUACAAAUUUAAAAAGAGAAUUAUUAGAUGGGAUCUAUAUGUUUCAACUUUUUCUUACUUAUAAAAAUUUAUUUUGGAAAGAAAUGAUUACUUCAAUCAUUUGGAUAUGUAUAUCUAUUUUAACUGUAAUUAAAAAAGUUUUAAAAAAUCAAAAAAAUAAAAAAGAAAUUUAUGAUAAUAUUCAAGCUAAUAGUAAUAUUAAUGUAACUGUAUAUAGAAAUUCAUUAGAACAACAAAUAUCAUCUAACAAUUUAACUAUUGGUGAUAUAAUUAUUAUUAAAUCUGAUAUGAUAGUUCCUUGUGAUUGUCUAUUACUUACUGGGCAAAUUCUUGUCGAUGAAAGUUUAUUAACAGGUGAAUCAAGACCUAUGAAAAAAAUUGCUAUACCUACAGAAAAUCGAGGAAAUAAUUUUAAAAAUGAAAAAGAACAAAAUCAUGAUACAUCAUUUUCAUUAAAUAAACAAAAUAAAUUCAAUCCAAAUCAUAUGCUAUAUGCUGGUACAAAUAUAAUAUCAAUUUUAAAUUCACCAGAAAAUAUAUAUGCUAUCGUAAUAAAUGUUAGUAUAUAUACUUAUAAAGGGAAAUAUAUGCAAAAUGUUUUAUUUCCAAACCCUUUACUUUUUAAAUAUGAUUCACAAUUACCAAUAGUCUUUAUGUUUACAAUUAUCUUUAGUCUAUUUUGUUUCUAUUUUCAAAUUAGAUCCUUAGGAUUAAAUAUGACAUCUGUUUUUUAUUCUAUCGGGACUUUAUCACAAAUAUUACCUGUAUGGACACCUGUCGUAUUAAAUAUCGGAUUAAAUAUUUCUACUAACCGUUUAAAAAAAGAAAAUCAUAUUCGUUGUAUUGCACCUUCAAGAAUCCCAAUUUGUGGAAAAAUCAGAAUCUUUUUUUUUGAUAAAACUGGAACUAUUACUAAUCAUAAUUUAGAAUUUUCAGGAAUACAUUUUUGUAAUAAUAUUAUAUCACCUCAAAAAAAUAUUGUAUCGAAAUUUUUUGAAAAAAAAAAUAUAGAACCCAUAACAAACAAUGAUAUUACUUCUCACCAAAAUCCACUAACCCUAACAGACCUAGCCACAAACGACCAACAAAACAAUCAAACAAUGUCACUAAUAAAUAAUGCAACAAAUACAAACACAUCUAAUAAUAAACAACCUAGUGAAAAAGAAGAUACACAAAAAGGUAUCGAUAAAAGUAAUGGAAAAAACGGAGAGAAUAGUAAGUCGGGAAAUUCAUAUUAUUGUAGUGUUUAUAAUGAAGCAGAAGAAGGAGAUACCAAUUCUCAACCAGUUGAUAAAAUAAAUUCAAGUAAAAAUAUAGAUGGAAAAAAUAUCGAUAAAUCCUCAAGUUCUGAAAAAGAUGACUUUAAAUCACCAAACUUUUCAAUUUGUGAAAAAAAUAGUAGAUCAGGUAGUGGUGAUUUAUUUCAAAGUUAUGAUGAAGCAGAGUAUCAACAACAUUCAGAAAAUGUUCCUAUUCUAGAUAAAAUAAAUAAUCAAUCUAAUAAUUUUGACCAACUUCGAAAGAAUGUAGAAAAUGAUGAAACUCCCAAUGAUAAUAUGAAUCUACCAACUAAUUCAAAUAAUGCAAAUUAUUUUACAAAUAAACAAAAUGUAAUAGAUGAAGAAAAUGAAAAAAAUAAAAAAAGUAAUUCAAGUCUUGAUGAUAAUUAUCGUAAAAAAUCAUGGAUAGGAGAUAAUAAUAAUAUAUCAAUCAUGAAUAAACAUUUUAUAGAUUCAAACUCUUCAAUAAAUUCUGUAACAUCCCUUCUUUAUAAUAGUAAAUUAGUAUGGGCAAAUAAAAUAACCCUUGAAAAUAUGCCUGAAAAUUAUAAUUUAGUUGUAUAUGCAUUAGCAGGUUGUUCAUGUAUUUAUGCUGAUAAUAAUAUUAUAUAUGGAAAUGAAAUUGAUAAAAAAUUAUAUGAAGCAACAGAUAUGAUUAUACAUAAUUAUAUUAAUGCUGAUAAUAUUAAUGUAAAAAGAAUUUCUUUAAAACUUGAUUCUGUUUAUAAAUCUUUUGAUAUUAUAAAAACAUUUGAAUUUGAUUAUUACACAAAAAUAUCAACAACUUUAACUUAUGGCUAUUUUGAUUUUCCAGAAAAAGUACAUAUCGUAUUUUCAAAAGGAUCAUUUGAUAAAAUAUAUCAAAGAUGUAUAAAAACAGAUGAACUUUAUUUUUAUAAACAAAAAGAACAAGAGUAUAGUAAAAAUGGAUUCUAUGUUAUUGCUUUAGCAUUUAAAAUUAUUUAUGAUCUACCAAAAAAUAAAACCAAAAAUAAUUUUUUAAAUUUAACAAGAGAAGAAAUGGAAACUGAUAUGAAUUUUCUUUCUUUAAUUAUGUUUAACAAUCACAUAAAAGUAGAUGCACAUUAUGUAAUACAAACUUUAAAAGGUUCUUGUAUCCGUCCUAUUAUUUUAACAGGUGAUAAUGCAUAUAAUUGUUUAUAUGUUGGAAAUAAAAUCGGAUUAUUUAAUAAUAUAAAUACUUAUGAAUCAUUUUACUCUCUCAAUGUCAAUUCUAAUGAUAAUCUAGAUUAUUCAUCCUCAAAAAAAAAUGCAAAUUUUUCAAAUCAAAAUCGUUUUAAUUCUAGUAAUACAAAAUUUAUGUCAUUUGAAAAUCUCUUUAAAUAUAAUUCUAAAUCAAACCAUUUUAAUAGUUCAGAAAAUUAUUCUCAAAUAAAUAAACAGUACCUUCAAAAUUAUGGCUAUCAAGAGGAUCCACAAGAAACAGAACCCCUAAAUAGUUCCAAAAAAAAACGGGAUCAAUCACAAAACAUAAAAGAAAAUCACAAUGUUAAUCAACUUGGAAAUAAUAAUGAUGGUAUGAUGAUGAAAAACCAACACAACUCAAAAUAUAAUACCCUUAACAAUGCUAAUCAAUAUGAUAGUAGCAUUCAUGAUACACAUGCAUCUAAGAUAGAAGAAGAAUACCUUUUAGAAUCAUAUAAAAAUAUGAAUCCCAUAAAUGGAAAAAUGCAUAAUUAUCAAAUAGAUGAAGAUAAUUAUGAAGAAAAUAUUAUAAUAUAUGGUUAUCUACUAAAUGGUGAAUUAAUAUUUGUUAAUAUGCAAAACGAUAAAAAAAUUAAUAAUACAAUUGUUUUAUAUAAAGAUAUAUAUAAAGAAAUAAUAUUAACAGGUGAAGCAUAUAACUAUAUAAGAGAUCACAUUUUUAAAAUACAAAAGUUUGAAGAUGAAAUGAAUUCAAAUCUAAUUAAUAGUAACAAUGCAUAUAAACAUAAUUCAAAAAAUAUAAAACAAGAUCCUUCGAUAGAAGAAUAUAAAAAUUUCCUUUUAAAAGUUCGAAUAUUUUCAAGACUUACACCAAAUAAUAAAAUGGAAAUAAUUAAAGAUUUUAUUAAAUUUGAUUAUAUAUCAGGUAUGUGUGGUGAUGGUAGUAAUGAUUGUGGUGCUUUAAAAACAUCUCAUGCUGGAUUGGCUUUAUCAAAUUCUGAUACAUCGGUAGUAGCACCAUUCAGUGCAAAAAAUGAAAAUUUAAAAAGUGUUAUAGAUAUAUUAAGAGAAGGUAGAGCAUGCUUAGUUACAUCUAUAAAUUGCUAUAAAUAUAUGCUAUUAUAUGGAUUCAUGAUAUCAAUUAUAAAAAUUAUUCUUUUUAUGCGUGCUCAUGCAAUUAUGUCAGAAUAUGGCUAUUUAUUCUUCGAUAAUAUUAUAUUAUUAUUAUUAGCUAAAUCUAUGACAUUAUCAAAACCUGAAUAUAAAUUAAAAACACAGACACCUACUUCAAGUAUUAUUGGGGCACAAACUAUACUAUCUUUAUUAUGUACUCUUAUUGUUAAUUUUUUCUUUUUAUAUUUUAUUAUGUUUAAAUUUUUUUUUGUAUGUAAUUUGCCAUCCUCCUAUUACAUUAAUACUUCAGCCCCUAAAUCUGCUUGGUGGCUUAUGAGCGAUAACUAUGAGAGCUUUCUUGCCUGUAUUUGGUUUUGCUUUCAAAUUGUUAAUAGCGCCUUUAUAUUAACACUUGGGGGAAAAUACCGGAAACACAUCUUCACUAACUAUACAUUUAUGACGUACUAUGGCUUAAUAAAUAUAUUUUUGUUUUAUCUAACUGUUGGAGGACCAAACAAACUGACAUGCCUUUUCCGUAUGAACUGUAAUGAUGAAGUUUCAAGACAAACAAAAUUCAAAAUCUUAGAACUAUUUUCAUAUUCAGCUGGAGGUUUAUCAUUUUAUGGUCCCAAUGGCAAUAAUAUCCUAAGUACUGAAAUUAAAAUAAAAUUUCUUUUUUUAAACUUUUUAAAUAUAAUCAUUAAUAUUUUAAUAUCUAAAUAUGUUUUAUGUGAAAGAUUUUAUAAUAUUGUCAGAAAAAUUUUUAAAAUUCAAAAUAGACGAGUUCCCACUUAA
This is a messenger RNA of Plasmodium vinckei vinckei, 5670 nucleotides long. RefSeq names its product cation transporting P-ATPase, putative. The transcript has 2 exons. Gene Ontology annotation, cellular component: membrane. The record is from RefSeq and is a predicted model, not a curated record. Lineage: Eukaryota; Apicomplexa; Aconoidasida; Haemosporida; Plasmodiidae. Bases 1 to 5670 code for a protein of 1889 amino acids. Gene Ontology annotation, molecular function: ATP hydrolysis activity; P-type transmembrane transporter activity; ATP binding.